This is a messenger RNA of Agrilus planipennis (emerald ash borer), 873 nucleotides long. Its product is annotated as FERM, ARHGEF and pleckstrin domain-containing protein 1-like. The transcript is spliced from 5 exons. Gene Ontology annotation, molecular function: guanyl-nucleotide exchange factor activity. Lineage: Eukaryota; Metazoa; Arthropoda; Insecta; Coleoptera; Buprestidae. The record is from RefSeq and is a predicted model, not a curated record. The coding region runs from base 1 to 855 and encodes 284 amino acids. Gene Ontology annotation, cellular component: cytoskeleton.
AUGGACAAUACCUUCCUUAUUUUGUACUGGUUAGAUUUGCAAAAACCUGUGUCCAGACAGUUGGGUCUUUCGCUUGUUGACCCUUUGCUUCACUUUUGUGUAAAAUUUUAUACACCUGAUCCCAGCCAAUUAGAGGAAGAGUACACUAGAUACUUAUUUUGUUUACAAGUUAAACGGGAUCUUGCGCAGGGUCACCUACAGUGUAAUGACAACACAGCUGCUCUUAUGGCCAGUUAUAUCGUACAAGCCGAAUGCGGAGAUUUUGUAGCAGAAGACUAUCCUGAUCAUACCUACUUGACCAGUUAUAAGUUUGUCCCCCAUCAAGACCAAGAAAUUGAGAGGAAAAUAAUGGAAAAUCAUAAAAAGCACAUAGGUCAAUCUCCAGGAGAAGCUGACCUAAACCUCCUAGAAACUGCUCGUAGAUGUGAACUUUAUGGCAUAAAAAUGCAUCCCACUAAAGAUCAGGAGAAUGUGCCUCUUAAUUUGGCUGUGGCACAUAUGGGUAUUAUUGUUUUUCAACAUUACACAAAAAUAAAUACCUUUUCAUGGGCAAAAAUACGCAAAAUUAGUUUCAAAAGGAAAAAGUUUCUUAUAAAAUUACACCCAGAAGGAUAUGGAUAUUAUAAAGACACCGUAGAAUUUUUUUUCGAAAGCAGGAACGAAUGCAAGAAUUUUUGGAAAAAGUGUGUGGAAAAUCAUGGUUUCUUUAGAUGUUCAUCAGUAAAAACUGUUCCCAGGCAUAAGACGAGAGUUCUUUCUAGAGGUAGUUCAUUUAGGUAUAGUGGAAAGACCCAAAAGCAAAUAGUUGAAUUUGUGAGAGAUAAUUACGUAAAAAGACAGGCAUUUCAGAGGUAAUAUAUUUUCUUACUCUGU